Molecule: messenger RNA, 909 nt
Organism: Hibiscus syriacus
Lineage: Eukaryota; Viridiplantae; Streptophyta; Magnoliopsida; Malvales; Malvaceae
Exons: 3
Coding region: 1-909 (302 amino acids)
Source: RefSeq, a predicted model, not a curated record
AUGACUUUAAAAGGGGGAGGAGACGUCAAGUCUUUGCGUUUGCAUUUGCAUAGAGUUUACGAUCAUCUCUGUGAAUCUGCCAUGGAAGAGAGCUCGAGAACUCGAAGCAACAUCAUCAUGAGAAGAUCAAUCUACACUUUCCUUCAAAACUAUCAUUAUUUCACCACAACAGCAGCGAUCCUAGCUUUCCCAUACUCACUUUUGAUCCUCGUUUCGCAGUUCUCCGUCCCUUAUUAUCCUCUGUUACCAGCAAUCCACAGCCACCUCGAAGCCAUUUUUGCGUCGGCCGAGUUGCCGCCCUUGUCGGAAUUCUUCACGUUCCUCGGUUUCAAGAUUUCCCAGACCAUUUCUUCAUCGAUCUUUGCUCUCCCUUUCACCCUUUCUUUCUUGCUGUUGUCCAAAGCCUCCAUUAUUCUCCUCCUCAAAAGCAAAAACCCGAAAUCCCCACCACCUUGUUUCUCUUCAAUUUUUUCUCUUUACAAGCCUCUGUUUUCCACUUUCGUAUGCAAUUCCUUCCUACUUUUGGCUGCAAAUUCGACGGCUUUCUCGAAUUUGUUCUUUGGGUUCUCAUUAUCUUCCAAUUGGGUCACCUUCAUGUCGGCUGCCGGUGCUGUUGUUUAUUCGAUGAUUCUUGCCAAUGCCAUUAUAGGGAAGACUUUGACUGCUUUGGCAUUGGCGGUGCCUGGGAAUCUGGCGUUGGCUGCCAUUGAAGCUCUGUUCCAUUACCGUGUUGUGAGAGCUUAUGGUGGCGGUGGUGAUUUCAAUGCCUUUUCGAUGAUUAUGGAAGGAGCUGCAAAACUGGGGUGUUUGGAUCGGGAAGGCAGGUAUUGUUACAAGAUUGAGGUUGUUGCAGAGAAAUAUGGAAAUGCCUAUGUAAAGCUGAAGAACAUCGAGGAUUUCCAUAGGUAA